GGGGGAAUCUAAGAACAACAACAACAACAUGGCGGUAUUGAAAUUUUCCUCUUUUAUUGAAGCCGACAAUUACAUAAAAGAUGAAGAAAUAAAAACGUGCACACGUUUUGUUUUUCUGGCAAGACGUGGGUCACCGAAGUCUACAGAAUUAAGCACCAAAGAUGGCGUUGUGUUUCGAUUUGAAGAAAUGCGUGGUUCCAUGCCAAUACCAUUUGAUGGAUGUCCAUUUGUGCAAUUGGGAACGGAAGUAAGAGAAUGCCACCAUGGUCCAAAUAGGAAGGAAACAAAGAAAACUCAGCCUGCAGCUCCUGAGGUUCAGAUUAUCACCAAUCAGACGUCUAUAGCAAUGGAGGAAGUGGCAGCCGUAGCCGUUAGCAACGCUAAGCAGCUGGCACCAGAGAAUUAUCCCGAACAUACAUAUGCUGGCGUCAAGAGGAAAAUAAUUCAAAGCACAAAGAAACGUGGCUGUUACUGCCAGAUUCGAAUGAAAACCAUCUUGCGGUUCCCAGACUAUAAGCUUGAAGGCACAGACACAAGGCGGAAAAGACUGGCUGUCAUAGAUCGGCUAAAAUCAUCUGAAGUCUCUUUAUUGAGAGGAGAAGUGUGUGUUCUUGUUGCCUAUGUUGGAACCCACGAGAAUCACAUAAUGGGCGAGGAGGCUGGAUUAACCCAGCAUAUAGACAAGGAGCUGAUAGAUGUUAUAGUCAAGUUUAUAGACGAGGGCGUGUAUGACUCCCCGAGUAUGAAGCAGCAUCUAGAGCAGUACGUGCAGCGCUGCCAUCCUGCCAUCCUCCCUACCAACAGGCGCUUCUACCCUACCAUCCAUAUCAUACAGAACCAUAUGCACAAAGCUUUACGUAUAAAAUUCCCCAAUGGCGAGCAUAAAGCGAAGGUUAAAGGCAGCAGGCAAAGGGAAGAGGGUAGCAAACGCAAAAAUAGAACGGAUGCAACAAAGAAAAAGGAUCACUCCACAAAACACCAAACCAAAGUGAGACCACCAACACAAAGUAAUCCUAAGGUUAACACUGAUGGUACUGUGAUUCAACAACAUUACAUAGAUGAUACCGCAGACCGUGAAGAUGAGGUUGUACAGUGCCCACCAGACUAUGUUGAUGAACAAGAUAUUAAGCCGAUUUUUGGUGUGUGGCUCUUUUUCCAUUACUUACUGAUCAAGUUUGAGUUUCGUUCUAGUCCAUAG
Molecule: messenger RNA, 1198 nt
Organism: Dreissena polymorpha
Lineage: Eukaryota; Metazoa; Mollusca; Bivalvia; Myida; Dreissenidae
Exons: 11
Coding region: 29-1198 (389 amino acids)
Biological process (GO): rRNA processing
Cellular component (GO): sno(s)RNA-containing ribonucleoprotein complex; Mpp10 complex; nucleus
Molecular function (GO): DNA-binding transcription factor activity
Source: RefSeq, a predicted model, not a curated record